This is a messenger RNA of Pochonia chlamydosporia 170, 669 nucleotides long. RefSeq lists its product as hypothetical. The transcript is spliced from 2 exons. The record is from RefSeq and is a predicted model, not a curated record. The coding region runs from base 1 to 669 and encodes 222 amino acids. NCBI's taxonomy places the organism in Eukaryota, Fungi, Ascomycota, Sordariomycetes, Hypocreales, Clavicipitaceae.
AUGGGCAAUCGAAGGACCUAUGAUCGGGAAAUGGGUGUGGUGAUCGAUCUCGAUGUUUGUGAACCAGCUUGCCAGCCAGCCAACCAAGCCCCUGCCAGGUUGGAUGCAUGCUUUGUGCAAGCUUGGCUUGCUCCAAGGUCUGACCAGGUUGGGUGCAGGCUUGGUGCAGGUGCAGUGUCUGGUUUGGUGCUGGCCAGGUGGCUUGCAACAGUUCCAGGGUACCAACCAAACCAGUUGAGAACAGAAGCAGACUGGAGCAACAGAGAAGGGAGGGACUACCAAGACCAAUCCUUCCGUGAGACUCCAGAUGUUUGCCUUUUUCCUGUCUCCCCUCUUCACUUCAGAAAACAGCCACAACCAUCACUUUCCACGUCACGCACCGUCACGUACCGCAUCUUGCCACAGCCAGCAACAGAUUGUCGGCGCCGACUCCGUCUUCUGAAAGUUAGAAUUUGGAUUUCCCAUUGGCACGAAGAACGCCAGACCAAAACAGUCACGCAGAGUUUUAGGCUUAGCGGUUUGCCUGUUUUAGGCGCCAACCGUUCCAAAUGUUCCAAUUGGGAGACAUAUUCUAAUCAGAGCUUGCAUGGGGAGCGAUCCCAGCAGACAACUGGCGAUGGCCGACUUUCCGAAUUGGCAACAUGUCGUAGACAGUGUACAUCGAGAUAG